Molecule: messenger RNA, 1803 nt
Organism: Purpureocillium takamizusanense
Lineage: Eukaryota; Fungi; Ascomycota; Sordariomycetes; Hypocreales; Ophiocordycipitaceae
Exons: 3
Coding region: 1-1803 (600 amino acids)
Biological process (GO): protein import into peroxisome matrix
Cellular component (GO): peroxisomal membrane; cytosol
Molecular function (GO): ATP binding; ATP hydrolysis activity
Source: RefSeq, a predicted model, not a curated record
AUGACCCUUCAUGUCCCGACGAGCAACACCACAACGGUCCUCACGAUCCCCAUUGGCUUCAUUCGCGUCGCCAACGUCGCCCUUGCGUACAACAAUAGCACCACUACCCGCACAUCACCAGGGUCCAUUGGAUUUGGUGCACUAGACCGCCCUUCCUUUCGCUCUCCGAUGCAUCGCCCCGAGGCACGGGCCACGAUGCCGCUUCACCGUGAGCCCCAUCUUGGGCCUCAUCUUCGACGCCAGUCCGCGUCCGACGCCUUCUUCGCCCACUCCACGGCCCAGCGCGUCAAUACCGAUGCCGUCAUUGCCACUGCCCUCACACGCCAGUAUCCCGACCGGCACCUGUCCAUUGUGCCCCGAGCGUCGGUUGACCUGCUCGCCUACGCCGCUGCCGGCCAUGCCCGCGCCACCCCCCUCGCCGACGACAACCUCACCAGUGCCACAGCCACUGCCGCAGCACAGACCGUCGAGAGCAAUGGCGGCGGCGGUGGCGAUUCCUUCCCCGCCUCUCUGGCUUGGGACGUCUAUGUGCCCCCCGCGCGGCGCCUAGAUGGCUCUCCGGGCGCCGUUGCCCGCGCCUUGCUCUUCGGCAAGUUUGCCUAUCACUGGUCCGGGCACGACUUUAUCCUGUACAUUGCCGAUGGCCGUGAUGGCAGCUCGUCCUAUCCGCAGGUCACCAACCUGUACUUGAUGAGCACCCGUGACCCGUCUUCCCCGUCCCCCAAUGGCGACGCUCACGUCCAAGCCCUUAUUCUGGCCGCUGGUCAGUGGGCGAGCGAGCUCCACGACGAGAUAUGGGUCUUUGACGGCGGUCGCUGGCUGAAAGACGCCAAUCUUUAUCGUAGCGUGCGCCGGGCCUCAUGGGAUGCCGUGAUCCUCGACCCGGACAUGAAAAAGGCCCUCAUUGAGGAUCAUUUGUCCUUCUUCAACGGCCGCGACACGUACGAGCAGCUGCGUGUUCCCUGGAAGCGCGGUGUCAUAUACUACGGUCCGCCCGGAAACGGCAAGACUAUAUCUAUCAAGGCCAUGAUGAAUACGCUCUACAGCCUUGACAAGCCUGUUCCCACGCUUUAUGUCAGGACCCUGGCGUCUUUUGCUGGGCCCGAGUACUCCAUUCAGCUCAUCUUCCGGAAGGCGCGCCAGUUUGCCCCUUGCUAUCUCGUCUUCGAGGAUCUCGACUCCAUCGUCUCCGACAGUGUGCGGAGCUACUUUCUCAACGAGGUUGAUGGCCUCCAAAGCAACGAUGGUAUAUUCAUGAUUGGCAGCACCAAUCACCUCGAUCGCCUGGACCCCGGCAUUGCGAAACGCCCUUCGCGGUUUGACCGCAAGUACCUGUUCCCCAACCCGAGCUUCGACGAGCGCGUCGCCUAUGCCCACUUCUGGCAAGGCAAGCUCGCGCCCAACCGUGACAUCGAAUUCCCCGAUGAGCUAUGCACGGCCAUCGCGCGCAUCACUGACGGCUUCAGCUUCGCUUACCUGCAGGAAGCGUUUGUCGCCGCCCUGCUGGCUAUUGCGCGUGACCAUACAGGCGGACCCGCCGGGAACGGGAGGCAAUUGCAGCAUGGUAAGGUCCGUGAGGAGCGCAACGACAAACAGCGGCCGAGUGGUAGGCCUCGGGCGACGCCGUCAACCGUAGACGGGCCCGAUGACUGGGUCGAAGUCUUGGACCGGACCCUCGUGUCACCAGGCGGAAAGGAUAAAAAGCCCGAUCUGGACAAGUUGAUCCUCUGGGUUGAGAUACAGAAGCAGGUCAAGAUCCUCCGCGAAGGUAUGGAAGACGAGAAGCGUGGCAGUAGUGCCUGA